AAUAAGAGUCAAAGGCUCUUGCUGUGGAAAGGGUGCGAGGUUUGGUUACUGCUUUGAGCACCAGAAACCUCAGGUUUGGACUCACCACUCUUCCCCUACCUCUCUCCUAACCCCAAGUCCGGAUAUCCGUUAUUCCCCCACCAAUUUUCCGAACCACCGCAAAAAUUUCCAAAAAAAAAUAAAAAAAUGAGCGCUAGGGUUCCGGUGCAGCAGCAACAACACUACAAUCUCAACUCUCCCACUUCCUUCAUCGACAGUCCUCUCCACGUCCUCAACUCCGUCGACGCCAGAACUGCCGCCUCCUCCAUCGACGACAUCACCACCUCCGACGACCACGAUGCUACAGUCUGUUUGCCCCUUCACAGUGUUGAAGUCGAUGAAGAUCGGUCCAGUCUCGAAACCAACGAAUCUUCUAGAGGACUCUACGAUAUCUUAACCGUUGAAGAUGUUUUUCCAAUUGAAUCAGCUAGGGCGAGGUUUAUUCAAAUUUUGAUGGAUUAUUUUAUCGAGGAUCGGGUAAUUGAAGUUGUUGAUCCUUCUGAUCUUGAUUAUGGUGAUCAAGAUAAAAUGAAUAAGAGAAGGACUAGAGAGAUUCAGUAUGAAGGAGAUCCGAAUUACGCACUGCCUUUGAUGUAUGUAGCGAAUAUGUAUGAGAGUUUAGUUAAUGAUGUUAAUAUUAGGCUUGCUUCUUUGAAUGGUAUUCGCGAUAAGUCUAUUGGUGUUGCUCUUGAAGCUGCUGGUGGUUUGUAUAGAAGACUUGCUAAGAAAUUUCCUAAAAAAGGACCAUGUACGUAUAAGAGAAGAGAAUUGGCAACUUCGAUGGAAACGAGGACUAGGUUUCCGGAACUAGUUAUACAAGAAGAGAAGCGUGUUCGCUUUGUGGUAGUUAAUGGAUUAAGAAUUGUUGAAAAACCAAAUUCCGUGCCUAUUGAUGAUGCUGAGUGGUUUAAAAAAUUAACAGGUCGAAAUGAAGUAGCAAUUUCAGCUGGUGAUUACAAAUUUUACUCUCCAAGACACAAGUAUAGGCGUGGUGCAUCAAUGUCACUUCCAAAUAUCGCAGAUAUGCCUGGUUAUCCUGGAGCAGACAGUUCUACAACAUUGACCACUACUCAAGGAUAUCGCUCACCACAGAGUCAGCAGCAAACCCCUGGCAAACAUCACUUGCAAUCACUACAUCAACCACAGUUUCACCCUGUUCUCCAGAGCAAUCAAACUAUGCACCAAAGUCAGCAUGUGGGGCCCUAUUCUCAUAACCAUCAAAAUGGUUCCCCUUCGCACCUAUCUGAAAUUUCUCAUUCUCACCAGCCAUCAAUACCGCAACACAUGAAUUGCUUACAAUCCUUCACAGGUGGCCAUGUUGCAGGACGCAUGCACAUGCUGCCACCAAGUCCUGCGAAGUUUUGUGAUGAAUGUGGCGCUCCAUAUUUGAGGGAAACAUCCAAGUUUUGUUCUGAAUGUGGUUCAAAGAGGUUAGGAAUAUGACAGAUUUGUACAAGCCUAAGUAAUCCAUCCAUUGUUUUGCGAUUCACCCUCAUCAUUCUUUUUUAUCACUGGUGUAUUCAUGAAUUUCAUAGUUUUUCAUGAUAUGACUAGUUUUACAUAGUAUUCUUAUGUUUUAGAAAUGUAUUUAGGAUAAAUAGAAAAAGAGUGCAGUUUUGACUUGAAUAUGUAGCCUGUGUAAAUACUAUCAACCUGGUUUGCACUUGUGCCAGUUUUGUGAAUAUAGAACUUCAAGAAGCUGAAAAUGACAAUUUUACUUACAUUUUUGGCUUUUUGCUGUUUUUGUAACAGUAUGUUACUGACCUUAUUGGAAUCAAAAUAUCUUCUACUAGUA
Trifolium pratense (red clover) is the source of this 1834-nucleotide messenger RNA. RefSeq lists its product as uncharacterized. The coding region runs from base 187 to 1482 and encodes 431 amino acids. The transcript has 7 exons. NCBI's taxonomy places the organism in Eukaryota, Viridiplantae, Streptophyta, Magnoliopsida, Fabales, Fabaceae. The record is from RefSeq and is a predicted model, not a curated record.